Messenger RNA from Cuscuta epithymum, 2207 nucleotides. The record is from the annotation of a GenBank genome assembly. NCBI's taxonomy places the organism in Eukaryota, Viridiplantae, Streptophyta, Magnoliopsida, Solanales, Convolvulaceae.
AAUAAGUACGGGUUAAAACGAAGUAUUUUGUUGAGAUUCUCUCUUCCCGAUUCAUUCUUCUUUCAUAAACCGGAUAGCUGCAGAUGAAUCUAUCAAUGGAAACAGUUUUUGAUUUGUUGAAUUGGGCACUAGAGAAGCUGAAACAAAAGAUAAUGGGUAUUAGUCACGAUGCGGCCAGGGAAAUUGUAGACGAGCAGUAUUAUACUCCUCCGACUAGUCCCCGGCGGCGGAGGCGGCGGCGGAAAGAAUUGCAUCUUCAUAAACAUCAUCACCCCAGGCUAUUAUUUCGGGAAGAUAUGUAUCCCAGGCAAGGCGUGCUGUACAGCAUCUCGGAAAGCCGUUCCUACAAGACCGAUCUAUCAGCAUUCGUGAAAGACAAAUACCUCAUGGAAACCAACGGCGGCGGGGGAGGAUGGUUGCUGGUACACGACUUGAAGAACACCAAACACGUCUUCCUUCUCAACGUCUAUUCGCUCCAUAAGGUGCAACUCCCCAAAUUCGAUUUACUCAUUGAUUUCGCCUGCCUUUCAUUAUCAUCACCGUCAUCCACUUCUACUCCCGGCGCCGGCCUUGUCGCGGUGUAUAACAUAGACUCGUCCACGGUAGGGAUUUGCAACGUGGGUGACAACAGCAGGUUUGUGGAAGGAAGGUUAGCGGAUCCAAUCGCAUCGUUGGUGAGCAUCGGCGGAAAUCUGUAUGGCAUAAUGGCUUGUUCCAUACUCAAUUUGGUGCGGGUUGUGGUUACUAAGGGGAAUGCGAGGCUUGAACCGGUAGGUGAAAUUCCCCGUCCCCUCAGCUUAAUGUGCGGACGAAACGGUAUUAAGGGCUACCAAGGCUUCCUAGCAGCAGAGAGUUGUGGCCGCGGCGGCGGGGUCAUUGUGGUGGUCAAAGUUAGUCGUGGGCAUGUGGACAGACCCCGGGGGCCCCCGCGCCCGGUGGAGUGUUUCCGGGUUUUUACAUUUGAUUUCUGCACCAGUGAAUGGGCAGAGUUGGAUACCCUUGGUGGACGUACCCUUCUCUUGGGCUGCCAUUUCUCCCUUCACAUAUGCCGCGAUGUCCCCAAUCUCAGAAGAAACUGCAUUUACUUUGUUGAACGCGGAGACAAGAAUCUCUACGUCUUUGAUACGGAAGAUAAACUCAUCACUACCCAUCUCCCUUACUCUGGGGACGACAUCCAAACCAACCUCUUGUGCCCAACUUGGCUAUUCUAAUCUGCUAUACAUGAUUCAUUCUAUUUAUUGAAGGAGUUUGACACAGUCAAGAUAGGUCGAGAACAAGACGUAUACAUUCUGCCAUAUACUUCCAGUUGAUAUAAUUACACAAGAGAUCAGAAGCAAAUUUGCAGGUAAACCUAUUGUAUAUCCAUAGAGGAUGAGAGUGGCUACGUAAACAUCCCAUCUUUGAAUUUUACUUCAUAAAUGGAAAGCCAACUGCACAGGGGAGGAUGUGUUGAAACGAGCAAUGAGCCUCCUCUGCCGAGCAGUUUCCUCCGGACAGCCUCUGAAAGUUUUUGGGUUAAGAUAUGGAACUUUGAAUUUUGCGGGUGAGGUCCUCGACUGUUCCAUAUCAACUUCCCUCAACCAUGGAAUUCAUUUAUUCCACUGCCCAGAUCCGUGGGAACAUUCUUAAUGUUGAUGUCUUCAUGCCGGAAGACAGUGGCGGAGCCAGGAAUGGCAGGGGCCUCGGCUUCACCUGUCUCCACCCCUGCCGGAAGAUAAGCAUGUUUUUCACUCAAGAAGUGAAUUUGUGUUUAAUCCUGCUAAAUGGUCACGUGUCAAAAUGGAUGAGGAUUUCCUAAAGCUUUCAAGAACGUUCAAAUCAACGAUAUCUAUUGUUCGAGUGCCUUCUUCGGAUCCAAAUUAUAAGAUUGCAGUUCUUGCAUCAAAGCAGGACCACUGUCUUGUAAAUUUAUUGCAUGGGUAGCAAGAUGGAACACUUCCUGUUCAGAUAACUUCUGUAAUUAGUAAUCAUGAUUCAUGAUAGAAGUCCAAACACCUACGUGAUUCGAUUUCUUGAAAGGCAUGGAAUUCUAUAUCAUCAUUUGGAGACUACUAAUCAUCCUACAACAUUUCAAUCUCUUCUUGCGUAGUAUUUAUUUUAAUUGAAUUGAGAAACUGGAUUCUAUCUGGUUAUGUAUUUAUAAGAACUCUCUAUAGUUUGUGCGAGGAACUUGAUGCAAGAAUCAACUUCCAUUUCCUUCCAUUCAC